CCAGUGUUGGUUUUGUGGCAGAGGAGCACGAAGAGCCUCCUCUGGGAGCUACACAUGAUAGGUUGGAACUAAGAGGUUCUUGGUAACGUCCUGUGUUUGAGAUUCCCUGGUUGGAUUUGGGAUUACUGGUCUCCCCUCAUUUUUCUAGAGGACCCAACAUGCCGAACGAAUCUGUGAAACUGCGAAGUAUCAAAAAGCUGGGGCAUGACAACAACAGCUACCAGGUUACAGAUGAAGAACAAGCUGGAUCUUACAUGACCAUCUCCAAUUCCAGGGGGACGGAGAAAGCUCAGGAGAAGGAAAAUCAGCCUGCAAUAAGAGUUGGCUUCUUUCAACUGUUCCGCUUUGCCACCUGUAAGGACGUCUUGAUGAUGGUGUUGGGCUCCGUUUGCGCCGUGCUGCACGGCUCGGCCCAGCCCCUCAUGCUGCUGGUGUUCGGCCUGCUCACUGACACCUUCAUCGAUUACGACAUCGAGCUCCAGGAGCUGAGCGACGACCGCAAGGAGUGCGUGAACAACACCAUCCAGUGGAAAAGGAACUACACUGGAACUCUGGACAUGACUCUGCCGCUGAACCAGUCAUUUGGAAGCCUCAUCAAUUCAACGCUGGAGAUGUUCACACCCUUGAGUAACAUGUCGUGUGGGAUCCUCGACAUCGAGCAUGAAAUGACCCUUUUUGCCUUAUACUAUGUUGGGAUUGGAGCAGGUGUGUUCUUGCUGGGAUACUUUCAGAUCUCCCUGUGGGUGACAGCCGCCGCCAGGCAGAUUCAGCUCAUCAGGAAGCUGUACUUCACCAAAGUGAUGCGGAUGGAGAUCGGUUGGUUUGACUGCACCUCUGUGGGGGAGCUCAACACCCGCCUGUCGGAUGACAUCAACAAGAUCAACGACGCCAUUGCCGACCAAGUUUCCAUAUUCGUGCAGCGCUUCACCACCUUUGUGUGCGGGUUCUGCAUCGGAUUUGUCAAAGGGUGGAAGCUGACGCUCGUCAUCGUUGCGGCCAGUCCGCUGAUCGGCAUUGGAGCCGGCCUCAUGGCUCUGUUUGUGGCUAAGCUAACAGGGAUGGAACUGCAGGCCUAUGCUAAAGCCGGCGCUGUAGCAGAUGAAGUCCUCUCCUCCAUCAGGACUGUCGCUGCUUUUGGUGGAGAGAUUAAAGAAGUGGAGAGGUAUGACAGGAACUUGGUGUCGGCUCAGCGAUGGGGCAUCAGGAAGGGUCUGAUCAUGGGGUUUUUCACUGGGUACAUGUGGCUGAUCAUCUUCCUCUGCUAUGCACUGGCUUUCUGGUAUGGCUCCACUCUGGUGGUGGACACUGCAGAAUACACACCAGGAACACUGCUGCAGGUAUUCUUCGGAGUCUUGGUGGCAGCCAUGAGUUUGGGACAGGCCUCCCCAUGCCUGGAGGCGUUUGCAGCAGGUCGUGGAGCUGCAACCAUUAUAUUUGAGACCAUUGACAGGGAACCACAGAUUGAUUGUUUGUCAGAAUCUGGGUACAAGCUAGAGCGGGUGAAGGGAGACAUCGAGUUCCACAACGUGACCUUCCAUUACCCAUCCAGGCCUGAAGUCAAGAUCCUGGACCAGCUCAGUGUUCAGGUGAAGUCAGGUGAGACCACAGCUUUUGUGGGGCCGAGUGGUGCCGGGAAAAGUACUGCCAUCCAACUCAUCCAGCGUUUCUACGACCCUUUGGAAGGAAUGGUGACCUUGGACGGUCAUGACAUCAGGGGGUUGAACAUCCAGUGGCUGCGCUCCCUGAUUGGCAUCGUGGAGCAGGAGCCUGUGCUGUUCGCCACCACCAUCGCCGAAAACAUCCGCUACGGUCGACCCGGCGUCUCGAUGGACGACAUUAUAAAUGCUGCGAAGGAGGCCAAUGCCUACAACUUCAUCAUGGACCUACCGCAAAAAUUUGAUACAUUGGUCGGGGAGGGCGGUGGUCAAAUGAGCGGCGGGCAAAAGCAGCGCAUCGCCAUUGCGCGUGCACUAGUCAGAAACCCUCGCAUCCUGCUGUUGGACAUGGCAACGUCUGCUCUGGACAACGAGAGUGAAGCUGUUGUACAAGAAGCUUUGGAUAAAGUACGCAUGGGUCGCACCACCAUCUCCAUCGCUCACCGCCUGUCCACCAUAAAGAACGCAGAUGUGAUUGUUGGUUUUGAGCACGGCCGGGCAGUGGAGAGGGGCAAACACAAUGAACUGCUGGAGAGGAAGGGCGUCUAUUUCACCCUCGUCACCCUACAGAGCCAGGGUGACAAGGCUCUCAAUGAGAAGGCACAACAGAUGGCUGAUAGUGAAAAACAGGAGCCAGAGCGGCUGAAUCUCUCCAGAGCAGGCAGCUAUCGUGCCAGUUUGAGGGCUUCACUUCAUCAGAGGUCUCGAUCACAGCUGUCCAACCUGAUCCCUGAAUCCUCCAUCAACGUCGCUGGAGAUCUCGGCCUCAGGACCUACUCUGUGUCGCCGUCAGAGAAAUAUGAUAAAGCCACUCCUGAGGAGGAGGAAGAACAAGUGGAACCUGCUCCAGUGGCCCGGAUUCUCAAGUACAAUGCGCCCGAGUGGCCCUAUAUGCUUUUUGGUUCCUUGGGGGCUGCAAUUAAUGGAGGGGUCAACCCCGUUUACUCAUUAUUGUUCAGUCAAAUCCUAGCGACGUUUUCAGUUCAAGACCCGGCUGCUCAAAGGAGGGAGAUAGAUGGGAUCUGCGUGUUCUUUGCCAUGGUUGGCGUCGUAUCUUUCUUUACACAGAUGCUGCAGGGUUAUGCCUUUUCCAAGUCCGGCGAGCUGCUCACCCGAAGGCUACGGCGAAUCGGCUUUCACGCCAUGCUGGGACAAGAGAUUGGCUGGUUUGAUGAUCACAGGAACAGCCCUGGAGCUCUAACUACACGCCUUGCAACAGACGCCUCCCAAGUCCAAGGGGCUACAGGUUCACAGAUUGGCAUGAUCGUCAACUCUCUGACCAACAUCGGCGUGGCCGUCCUGAUGUCCUUCUACUUCAGCUGGAAGCUGACUCUGCUCAUCCUCUGCUUCCUGCCCUUCCUCGCUCUGUCAGGUGGCUUCCAGGCCAAGAUGCUCACAGGUUUUGCCAAGCAGGACAAGCAGGCCAUGGAAACUGCAGGACGGAUUUCAGGCGAAGCCCUGAACAACAUCCGAACCAUCGCCGGCCUGGGGAAGGAGAAGAACUUUGUGGAAAUGUACGAGUUCCAGCUGGACGCCCCGUACCAAGCAGCCCUGAAGAAGGCCAACGUGUAUGGAGCUUGUUAUGGUUUCGCCCAGUGCGUGGUCUUCAUGACCAACUCAGCCUCCUACAGGUUUGGAGGCUACUUGGUGAAGCAGGAGGGGCUUCAUUUCAGCCUGGUGUUCAGGGUCAUUUCAGCCAUCGUCACCAGUGGCACGGCUCUCGGACGGGCCUCCUCUUACACUCCAGACUAUGCCAAGGCCAAGAUAUCGGCAGCCCGCUUUUUCCAGCUGUUGGACCGUAUCCCCACCAUCAGCGUCUACAGCGACAAGGGAGACAAAUGGAAUAACUUCCAAGGGAACAUCGAGUUCAUCGACUGCAAGUUCACCUACCCCACCAGGCCAGACAUCCAGGUCCUGAACGGGCUGACCGUGUCGGUGAAACCUGGCCAGACGCUGGCUUUUGUUGGCAGCAGCGGCUGCGGGAAGAGCACCAGCGUGCAGCUGCUGGAGAGGUUUUACGAUCCCGACCAUGGCAAAGUGCUGAUUGAUGGCCACGACUCCAAGCACGUCAACGUGCCCUACCUCCGCUCCAAGAUCGGCAUCGUCUCCCAGGAGCCCAUUCUGUUUGACUGCAGCAUUGCAGAGAACAUCAAGUACGGCGACAACUCGCGGGAGAUCAGCAUGGAUGAGGUCAUCCUGGCCGCAAAGAAGGCACAGCUGCAUGACUUUGUCACGGCGCUCCCUGAGCAAUAUAACACCAAUGUGGGCUCCCAGGGUUCCCAGCUGUCCCGUGGUCAGAAGCAACGAAUCGCCAUCGCCAGGGCGAUCAUACGCGACCCUAAGAUCCUGCUGCUGGAUGAGGCCACAUCAGCGUUGGACACAGAAAGCGAGAAGACUGUCCAAGAGGCCCUGGACAAAGCCAGAGAGGGCCGGACCUGCAUCGUCAUUGCCCAUCGCCUGUCAACCAUCCAGAACUCUGACAUCAUCGCCGUCAUGUCUCGGGGCAUCUUGAUAGAGCAGGGAUCCCACGACCAGCUCAUGGGGCUAAAAGGAGCCUACUACAAGCUGGUUACAACAGGAGCACCCAUCAGCUAGUGUGCCGUUGGAGACGUUUUGUGUUUUUAUAAAGACAAAAUCGGGACUGGAAGCUUUAAAGGUCAAGGAUCGGGGCAAACAAAUGAGCGGACGCGUUGAUCACCCGUACAGUAUUUAUUUUUAUGAUGAUGCUCUGAUAGGUGUAGAUGGGUUUCAUAAUUGGUGCAAGCUCUAUUUUGAAGAAAAAUUCUAUUUCUUAUGAUAACUUUCUAUGGUUCAUCUAACUUUUUAGUUGUGUAACGGCUUGUUUUUACGUGUUUACAACCUGCUGGAUGGUCAAGAUUGAGCUCAAGAGGAUGGUAAUUUUCUUAACCCAUGUGCUAUCUUAGAUGAUCUCCCCCUUACAUUGUGUUCUCCCUACCAUGACAAAGGUGGAUAAAGAUGGAAAGAUUUCAUGUAAUCCAUGGACAC
Oryzias latipes (Japanese medaka) is the source of this 4661-nucleotide messenger RNA. RefSeq names its product ATP-binding cassette, sub-family B (MDR/TAP), member 11b (gene abcb11b). Gene Ontology annotation, molecular function: ABC-type oligopeptide transporter activity; ATP hydrolysis activity; ATP binding. Lineage: Eukaryota; Metazoa; Chordata; Actinopteri; Beloniformes; Adrianichthyidae. Gene Ontology annotation, cellular component: mitochondrial inner membrane. The record is from RefSeq and is a predicted model, not a curated record. Gene Ontology annotation, biological process: oligopeptide export from mitochondrion.